Molecule: messenger RNA, 1707 nt
Organism: Sphenostylis stenocarpa
Lineage: Eukaryota; Viridiplantae; Streptophyta; Magnoliopsida; Fabales; Fabaceae
Source: the annotation of a GenBank genome assembly
AUGAUAUGGAUGUAUUGUAUUAUGUUCCAAAUCCCUUUCUCUUUCUUUCGGUUUCCGAUCAACUAUUCGCGCUGUGUGCAUCAAUUAUUGAUCAUCGAUCAUUCCAGGAAAUACUUCUUGCAAUUGGUGAGUCUGCUGCAGACAAUGCGGGGCUAUGACAAUGAAGGAGAUGAUUAUGAUGAUUAUUACGAGGACGAGGGACAAGACGAGUAUGAAGAGGAGAAUGAGGAAGAGUAUGAAGAAGAGGAAGAGAAACCUAGGAAACCUUCAAAGGAAGAAAUUGAGUACCUUGAGUUGAGGCAGAAGCUGAAAGAGUCAAUUAGAAAGCAGAUGAAGAAGGAGAGUAGUGGUAGUAGUACUUCGCGCUUGGAUGGAACAGACCGAAGGAAGAAUAAGCUUCCUUAUGAUAAUUAUGGUUCCUUUUUCGGUCCAUCUCAGCCAGUUAUUGCACAGAGAGUAAUCCAGGAGAGCAAGUCAUUGCUAGAAAACCAGCAUGUGGCAUCUAAGGUUUCUAACCCACAUCACAUUAAGAAAAACCAGAAUAAAGCACCUAGUGGGGGAUCAAAGUCUUCAUCUCAUAAUCCGCCUCCCAAAGUCAGCCAGAUGCAAGUUAAAGCCCAGAAACUCAAGAAUACUAGAGAUUACUCGUUUCUUUUAUCUGAUGACACGGAGCUUCCAGCACCUUCUAAAGCUCCCCCACCUCGGAAUAUGCCUAUACGAAAUUCUGAUGGACGACCAGCUCAAGUUCCACCAGCAAGGAGUAAACAGCCUGUAAGCAAUGGUAACAAGCAUGUUCGUGCCAGUCAUGAGGAACGGAACCUAGGUUCUGCGGCUGGUCGUUUGCCUCCUAAAUCCGGUUCCAGUUAUAAGACUAGUUCAAUCAGUAAACCUAGUAUGGCAUCAGCUGAUUCUAGAAAACAGCUUGGUAACAAUAGUGGUAAUGGACCAGGCCGGCCAAUAGGGUCAAAUGGCAUGUCUUCAAAGAUGUCUGUUGCUAACACAGGGAACAAGUCUUCAACAACUGGUAUGAAAAACCCUGUGAAUGGUAUGCAAAAAUCACUCCCUUCAAAGACUCAUCCACCCAUUUCAAGGCAGAGCGUGGAUCAAAGAAUUCCAAGGCAGAGCAUGGAUCAAAGAAUUCCAAGACAGAGCGUGGAUCAAAGAAUUCCAAGACACAGCGUGGAGCAAAGAAUUCCAAGACACAACGUGGAUCAAAGAAUUCCAAGGCAGAAUGUGGAACAAAGAAUUCCAAGGCAGAGUAUGGAACAAAGAAUUCCAAGGCACAGUGUGGAACAAAGGAAAGACAUACGAGAACUAAAUAGACCUAAAAUGAUACCAAAACAACCUGUGGCAUCAUCAAAACCACAGGUAAAUAAGCCACUGAAACAAAAUUCAAUGCAAACUGCUUCACAUGAUCAUCGUUCCAAGCCUAAGGUUGGGAGACGACCCUUUGAUGAUGAGGAAGAUGAAAUGGAUAUUAGUAACAUGAUCAGAUCAAUGUUUAAUUACAAUCCCAAGAAGUUUGUUGAUGAUGAUGAUGAUGAUAAUAUGGAGGCAGGCUUUGAUGAAAUCAUGAGGGAAGAAAGGAGGAGUGCCAAAAUUGCUAAAAGGGAGGACGAGGAACAACUUAGAUUAAUUGAGGAGGAAGAGGAAAGAGAGAGGAGAAGACGAAUGGCGAAGUUAAAGAAACGGAAGCUUGGUGAGUAG